Chaetomium fimeti is the source of this 931-nucleotide messenger RNA. RefSeq lists its product as uncharacterized. NCBI's taxonomy places the organism in Eukaryota, Fungi, Ascomycota, Sordariomycetes, Sordariales, Chaetomiaceae. The transcript is spliced from 2 exons. The record is from RefSeq and is a predicted model, not a curated record. The coding region runs from base 115 to 888 and encodes 257 amino acids.
GACGAUCAUGUGGGAGUUGGUUCGGAGAUAUACGCAACGGGAUCUCGGCACGAUGAGUGGUGUCGGUUUCCCUUUCUCUAUUGCUAUCUAUCUCUGCUUAGAGAUGCCAUUACCAUGCAGUUACAUGCCUUGGCCAAGUGUGCCAGUAUUUUUACCUUCAUAUUAGCCACCGCGUCUGCCUCUGGAACUGACACAGCCAGAGCCUCCAAACAUGCCGACAGGCAGGUAGCGCCACGCAACGCCAACAACCAAACCUGCCUACCCGAGUUGGAAGAUUCAUUCCAGAGAGUCUGGACACUGAACAAGUUCCUCUACCAGGCCACCCAACGUGCCUUUGCCAACUUCCCCCCCAACAACAUCCCCUUCAACGACGAGUUCGUCCCCUACAACCGCACGCUCGAGAUCGAACUGCACAACGAGCUAGGCGGCUUCACCACGGCCUGCGCCUUUGACGACCCCAUCCUCGACAACGCCACCGACAAGUGGUGGCACUGCACCUCGACAGAAGGCCCCCGCGCCCUUCCCAACCUCCCCAUCGAAACCUCCAUCCAGCUAAACCGCACCACAGGCGGCCUCUUGCUCAACCAGACCUGGUACUGCAACGACACCACCGAUGGCGGACCUCCCUACCGCGUGGCAACCAAGGGCGUCCUCCCCGACGGCCCCGUGAGGCGGCUGGUCUGCGGCAGCAGCACGGCGGUGGCGCGGAACGUCAUCUGCGCCACCAACAUCGCGCCGAUAUGGUGUGACGUGCUGUUUGUGGCGGAGUGGUGCUCGCUCGGCGGUGAUCGAGAUGGGCGUGGUUGGGCUUUUGACUUUUGGGCGACGGAGGCGGUUUUGGAGAGGUUGGAGGAGGGGUGGGAGGGCGAGGUUCAAUACCGUAGAUGAGGAGGGUGGGGGGAGAGUCUGGGGGAGGUGUCUGGGGGAGGUG